Cucurbitaria berberidis CBS 394.84 is the source of this 2876-nucleotide messenger RNA. RefSeq lists its product as uncharacterized. Bases 1 to 2505 code for a protein of 834 amino acids. The record is from RefSeq and is a predicted model, not a curated record. The transcript has 4 exons. Lineage: Eukaryota; Fungi; Ascomycota; Dothideomycetes; Pleosporales; Cucurbitariaceae.
AUGCUGAUUGCGUUGGGAAGCAAAAAGACGGUGGCUGGAGUGGGGAAGCCAAAGGCAGGCCAGCGACAUGCAGGGAUGAGCUGGCGCGCCCUGCUUAGCUUCCAAGCCUUGCCCUCGGUCAAGGAAACAAAGGAAACACGCGCCAGGGCAUCAUACCUCACCGCAAAUACUCACACAUGUCGGCUCUCCUACCUAGCUAACCCGCCGCACUUCCUUCCAAGCAUGAGCAACGCCAACUACGCCGCCAUCUCUCAUUUACUAUUCCCUCUCAAGGGCAAGACGGCCAACGGGCCUGUUUACGCAAGCGAGGGGCAGGAAACAUGGAGAGCAGCAGCAUUCCAAGCCCCAGCUCACAAUGGGAAACUCCUCGAGGGACUCGAGCGCGACGUGUCCAGGGCUGCACAGCUGGGCCAAGCCCUCCUCGUUCGCCAUGAAGCCUACGUCGCCGACUCGGAGCGAGAACGCAAGCAGAUGGUUACAACCAUCGAGACGCUGGAGAAGGAGAAGCUGGACCUCGAGGCAAAGAAUGCCCAGACCAUCAAGGCGAACCGCGACCUCUUGGACCGGCUGGAGUAUCUGAAUGACGCCGUCCUUAAUUCCGAUGCCCAUAUUCACGCCUUAACCGACACGCUUCGAUCGACCGAGGAGGAAUUAGAACGCUUGAGCUCGCUAGCGGCGCAGACGCAGAUGUUGGAGAAGCAGUUGCUGGACCUCGAAAGGGAGCAGUCGCAGCUACAGAGCAAUCUGGACGCAAAGCUAGUCGACGAGCGUACAGCCAUACAGCGGUGGAAGAUGGCAGAGAGGACCAUAGGAGAUCUGCAGGACCAGAUUGAUCGCAUUGAAAAGGAAGCGCGCGAAGAGCGGAAGCGCCAUGUCGAAGUUGUGGCACGCAUGGAGCGCAGAAUGGCUGUCGAGGGCGAGCUGAACACGGCUGCAGACAGACUAAAGGCAAAAGCAGGCCAUGACAAGGGUACCACCAACGUUGUUUCGCACUUUGUUAAGGACAUCCUGCUCGAUAACGCAAAUCUGCAACACGGCAUCGUGGAGCUCAGGGACAUGUUAAUGACCUCAAAUGAAGAGGUGGAGCGCCUACGAGAUCAACUGACGGUACAUCAACCGCUAUCGACACCACCAGCUGAAGAUACGCCUGCUACGACAUUACAAAAGGAGCUAGCAAUGGAAUCGGAAGCAAUAUCAAACCAAGAGCUGCAUAUCCACCACCACUACCAUGGCCCAAAGAUCAGCAAGAACCUACCAAAGCCACAAGCUCCACGACGUCCCAAGAAGAAACGCUUCAGCCUCACGCCUACUCACUUUGAUCCACCUCCGUCUCUUGAUCGAUCCUCCACGGCAACCUUACUAGACCAAACUGCUGCCACUGUACCCAACUCCCAUCGCAUGUCUCAAGCGUCCACCUUGGCUCCAGGCUCUUAUCCAGGUUCACCCGUGUCCGAGAGCCACCGUGGCUCCAUUUACGAUCGCGUCUUCAGUGAUGCAGCCUACGACUCGUCACGGCCAAGUAGUCCUCCAGACUCCAUCGAUCUUCACUCUCCCAUGUUUGGUCCGACGCGGUUGAACGAUUACAGUUCCGACCAAGACCGUACCCAGAAGCACCGGCGCCGAAGAUCUCAUCACCUGAAGCCGCCUAGUCUGUCGACGAUUCGUAGUGCGAGUACGCCAAUCUCUCUGAUGGCUAAGAGCAGUCCGGCCACAGCCAUCAUAUCAGCCGUCAGCCCUUCCAAUUCGUUCUCGAACGAUAUCUUCACACUUUCGCCUCUGAUUAAGCCCGAACCUCAAGCAGCGAUCCCCGAGGAAAGUGAAGACACUCCAUUACCCUCGCCUGAAGAGCCCGAACCAGAUGAUUUUGUUUCGCCUCUAACGCAAAUGCGCACUCCUCUUCGCCGACACGCAUCUCACGAGUCUCUCAUCUCCGUAUCUGGAAUGGAUAUACACACGCUGCAGUCCCGACCUUCACAGUUACUUUACUCUUCUUCUCCACGCUUUUCAACACCAGGUGGCGCGGGUUCUGUAGGCCCCGAGCUCACACCAUGGACUGCUACCGCCCACGGAAAUCUGUCGAAAAAGACCAGUGAUAGCAGCACCCUCAAUCGCUCACUCUUAUACUCCAGCAUCGCCAACCAGAAGCGAGGCCCUCGAAAGAGCGAUGGCCCACCCACUUCCUCAAGCACGGGCAUCGGCAUAGGCAAAAAAGUAGGAGGUUGGGUCUUUGGCAAAUGGGGCGCUGCGCCUGCACCUGCUCCCGAACCACCGCGUCCCACAUCUUCGAACAGUCAGCAAACGCAGUCUAGUCAGGGCACAGCGACCGGUACGCCGGACACGGCGAAAAAGACUGUUGACAAAUCGAAGCUCAGACCGUCGGGCGUCAACCAGAAUGGCCCGAUCCGGGGCUUCUUCGACAUCCCGGAGACACCUACCAAGGUCGUGGUGCACGAUUACGAUGCUGAUGCCCUUUGUGAAGCGCUUGCAGAGGCGUCUUCUACAUAAUCCUACAUCCUCUAGUCCUUGAUAUUUCUAUCAUCAUAUAUCUCGUUAUGUUUUCAUACUGUUGUUUGGUUUCGCUCUCGCUUUUUUUCAUGAACAUAGACUGCAUAUUUUUUGGCGUUGGAUACCUAGAUCGAUUAGGCAUGAAGUACGCCCGUAAUGACUUCGUUUGGUUAGCAUGGGGUUUGGAUUUGGGUCUGGGAAUUGGGGGAAAAGGUCCUAGAAUUGAAUUCGGAGCGCGCUUUUCUUUUUUCUAUGCAUUGGAAGUUGAUACCCACAGACAGACACAGACGCUAUAACAGAUGGUAGUCUUUUAUGUACGGCAGUUGAAUAGAAUGGCAUUAAUCAAUCUUAUCACAUUAAUUUAACACGCA